Molecule: messenger RNA, 893 nt
Organism: Hyaena hyaena (striped hyena)
Lineage: Eukaryota; Metazoa; Chordata; Mammalia; Carnivora; Hyaenidae
Product: vomeronasal type-1 receptor 1-like
Exons: 1
Biological process (GO): G protein-coupled receptor signaling pathway
Cellular component (GO): membrane
Molecular function (GO): pheromone receptor activity
Source: RefSeq, a predicted model, not a curated record
UUGGGUAUUGUUUUCCUCACCCAGACUGGAGUUGGGAUCCUUGGAAACUCCUUGCUGCUUUGUCUUUAUUUCUUUACUUCGCUCACUAGGCAAUGUUGAGACCCACAGACUUGAUUCUCAUCCAGCUAGCCCUAGCUAACAGCUUGGUUCUUUUUCAUAAAGGAAUUCCUCAGACAAUGGCAAUGUUUGGGUUGAAAUCUUUCCUGGAUGAUGCUGGAUGUAAGCUUGUCUUCUAUUUUCACCGAGUGGCCAGAGGGGUUUCCCUCAGCACUACCUGCCUGCUCAGUGGUUUCCAGGCCAUUAAACUCAACGUGAAUACCUUCAAGUGGUUGGAGCUCAAGGUUACAUUCCCGAAGUGCAUUGGCUUUUGCUGUUCCCUCUGAUGGAUCCUGCAUCUCCUGUUGAAUAUCUUUAUUGCUUUGCAUGUUACUGGGCCAAGAAAGAACAAAAAUACGAGUGUGGAGAAAAUUUACGAAUACUGUAAUUCACCCAUUCCACACAGAUUUGUAGUUUUACUACAUGCAGUCAUGUUCUCCUUCAUUGAUGUCACUUAUUUGGGCUUCAUGGUCUGGGCCAGUGGCUCCAAGGUCCUUGUCCUGCUCAGGCACAAGCAGAGAGUCCAGCACAUUCACAGCCACAGCCUUUCCCCCAGACCUUCCCGUGAGGCCAGAGCCACACGCACCAUCCUGGCCUUGGUGAGCACAUUCAUCUGCUUCUAUUUUCUCUCUUCCAUUUUGUCUUUGUGGGUAACACUGGCUGCGAACCCAAGCCCCUGGCUGAUGAACAUCUCUGCACUGGCAACUUCAGGCUUCCCAACUGUCAGCCCCUUGGUGCCCCUUGGCAGUGACACCCGUGCCUCUCAGUUUUUCUCUGCUUCUAGGGAAGAAAAAUAA